Molecule: messenger RNA, 1809 nt
Organism: Pseudonaja textilis
Lineage: Eukaryota; Metazoa; Chordata; Lepidosauria; Squamata; Elapidae
Source: RefSeq, a predicted model, not a curated record
AUGCCCUCCUACCAGCCUGGCAAGAUGCCCGCGCUGUGGCCUUGGUGGUUCCAGCUUCUCCUUUGCAUCCUGUCGUCCGUAGCGGUCUUGCCCGGCCGGGCAAGCGAGCUGAAAGUCUCCACCCAGAUGGGUUGGGUGCGUGGGCUGAGCCUGCCGGUUCUCGACGGCCACGUCUCGGCCUUCCUGGGCGUCCCCUUUGCGGAGCCUCCCGUGGGCAGGAUGCGCUUCCUGCGCCCCGAGCCGGUCAAACCCUGGCAGCACGUCCUGGACGCUACUUCCUAUCGGCACGCCUGUUACCAGAUGGUGGACAACAGCUACCCGGGCUUUCACGGCACGGAGAUGUGGAACCCCAACCGGGGCAUGAGCGAGGACUGCCUCUACCUCAACAUCUGGGUGCCCUCCCCGCGCCCCAGAGAUGCCCCCGUCCUGGUCUGGAUCUACGGAGGCGGCUUCUACAGCGGCGCAGCCUCCCUGGACGUCUACGACGGCCGCUUCCUGACCUACACACAGAACGUCAUCCUGGUCUCCCUCAGCUACCGCGUGGGGACCUUUGGCUUUUUGGGCCUCCCGGGCAGUCCGGAGGCGCCGGGGAACAUGGGGCUGCUGGACCAGCGCUUGGCCCUGCAGUGGGUCCAGAACAACAUCCAUUAUUUUGGAGGCAACCCCAGCGCGGUCACCAUCUUUGGGGAGAGUGCCGGGGCCGCCUCGGUGGGCAUGCACCUCCUUUCCACCCAGAGCCGCGGCCUCUUCCAGCGGGCCAUUCUGCAGAGCGGCGGCCCCAACGCACCGUGGGCCACCGUCACGCCUGCCGAAAGCCGGCGCCGGGCGGCCCUUCUGGGAAAACAACUGGGCUGCCACUUCAACAACGAUUCCGAGCUGGUCAGUUGUUUGCGCUCGAAAAGCCCACAGGAGCUGAUCGACGAGGAGUGGUCCGUCCUGCCGUACAAGAGCGUUUUCCGCUUCCCCUUCGUCCCGGUCAUUGACGGGAACUUCUUUCCGGACACCCCGGAGGCCAUGCUGAGUUCGGGCAACUUUAAGGACACCCAGGUGUUGCUGGGCGUGGUGAAGGACGAGGGCUCCUAUUUUCUGAUCUACGGGCUGCCGGGCUUCAGCAAGGACAACGAGAGCCUCAUCAGCCAGGCCGACUUCUUGGAAGGGGUGCGGAUGGGCGUGCCUCACGCCAACGACAUCGCCACCGAGGCCGUGGUGCUGCAGUACACCGACUGGCAGGACCAGGACAACGGGGAGAAGAACCGGGAGGCCCUGGACGACAUCGUGGGGGACCACAACAUCAUCUGCCCCGUCGUGCAGUUCGCCAAUGACUACGCCAAGCGCAACAACAAGGUGUACGCCUACCUGUUCGACCACCGGGCCUCCAACCUGCUCUGGCCUCCCUGGAUGGGGGUCCCCCACGGCUACGAGAUCGAGUUUGUCUUUGGGUUGCCCCUCAACGACAGCCUGAACUACACGCCCCAAGAGAAGGAGCUAAGCCGCAGGAUGAUGCGCUACUGGGUCAACUUCGCCCGGACAGGGAACCCCACCGACUCCGCCGAUAAGAACGGGGCCUGGCCCACCUACACCGCCUCCCGGCCGCAGUACGUCCAGCUCAACACCCAGCCGCUGGCCCCCCAACCCAGUCUGCGGGCCCAGAUCUGCGCCUUCUGGAACCACUUCCUCCCCAAACUGCUCAACGCCACAGGUGAGCCCCCCGGAAGGGGGGGGAAGGGCUGUGGAGGGACGGGUGCUGGGGACGGGGAGGAAGGCCGCGUCCAGCCUAGCCGGAGGUGGGGAGAGAGGCUCCUCCCGCCU